This is a messenger RNA of Acanthisitta chloris (rifleman), 733 nucleotides long. It is a transcript of the gene REEP3, whose product is annotated as receptor accessory protein 3. Lineage: Eukaryota; Metazoa; Chordata; Aves; Passeriformes; Acanthisittidae. Gene Ontology annotation, cellular component: endoplasmic reticulum membrane; endoplasmic reticulum tubular network; cytoplasmic microtubule. The transcript has 7 exons. Gene Ontology annotation, molecular function: microtubule binding. The record is from RefSeq and is a predicted model, not a curated record. The coding region runs from base 8 to 733 and encodes 241 amino acids. Gene Ontology annotation, biological process: endoplasmic reticulum tubular network organization.
GUUUGGGAUGUUGUAUCCUGCAUAUUACUCAUACAAAGCUGUGAAGACAAAAAAUGUGAAAGAAUAUGUUCGCUGGAUGAUGUAUUGGAUUGUGUUUGCUCUUUACACCGUUACUGAAACAAUAACUGACCUAACAGUAUCUUGGUUCCCACUGUACUAUGAACUGAAGAUAGCUUUCGUUAUCUGGCUCCUUUCCCCAUAUACUAGAGGGGCAAGCUUAAUGUACAGAAAAUUUCUGCACCCGCUGCUUUCUUCUAAAGAAAGGGAGAUUGAUGAGUACAUCGUCCAAGCCAAGGAAAGAGGCUAUGAGACCAUGGUGAAUUUUGGAAAGCAAGGGUUGAAUUUGGCAGCAACUGCUGCAGUGACAGCAGCUGUAAAGAGCCAAGGGGCGAUAACUGAGAAACUAAGAAGUUUCAGUAUGCAUGAUUUGACUACUAUCCAAGGGGAUGAACCUGUAGGACAGAGACCCUACCAGACGUUACCAGAAGCAAAAAAGAAACCCAGAACCUCUGCAAGUGAAUCUUCAGGUUACAAAACACCGUUGGAAAAAGGUCCUGGAGAUGAUAAAACGGACGAAGAGGUGGAAGGAACACAUUCAGAGGACGAAAUGUUUGCUCAGAGAGGCCUUCGGAGAACUCAGAGCAUGAAAUCUGUGAAAACUAAAGGUCGUAAAGAGAUACGCUACGGAUCACUGAAAUACAGAGUGAAGAAGAGACCUGCUGUAUACUUCUAA